Molecule: messenger RNA, 1554 nt
Organism: Epithele typhae
Lineage: Eukaryota; Fungi; Basidiomycota; Agaricomycetes; Polyporales; Epitheliaceae
Product: cytochrome P450
Exons: 10
Coding region: 1-1554 (517 amino acids)
Molecular function (GO): heme binding; iron ion binding; monooxygenase activity
Source: RefSeq, a predicted model, not a curated record
AUGAUCGAUCUCUACAGUACUGUUUUUCUGCCGAUCUUGGAGAUAUCCCGCCUUGGAAUUCCUCUGCUACUGACACUUCUAGCUUUCGCUGUCGUCAGACAGCAUGUCCGGAGACGCGGGAUGCCACCCGGACCGCGCGGGCUCCCGUGGAUAGGGAACAAGCACCAAGUGCCCGCGAUCAAGCCGUGGUGGAAGUUCGCCGAGUGGAACCGGGAAUACGGACCCGUGGUGUCCAUCCACCUCGGAAGCACUCCCGUGAUCAUUCUUGGGACAGCGCAGGCAGCAUGGGACCUCCUCGAUAAGAGGUCCGACAUCUACUCGAGCCGCCCUCGCUUCGUCGUCGCUGGGGAGAUUCUCUCGGACAACAAGCGCGGGCUCAUGCUCCCCUACGGGGACAGCUGGCGCAAGUGGCGCAAGGUCCUGCACUCCGGCUUUCACUCGCGCCGAGCGGAGACGUACCACGAGAUCCAGACGCUGGAGUCGGCGGUGCUUGUGCAUGAGCUGCUGACGAACCCGGCGGAGUACGAGAAGCAUCUGACGAGGUUCGCAGCAAGCGUGGCGACCUCUGUGACAUACGGACGAAGGGUCGAUAGCGCCGACGGGUGGAUAGUCAAGGAGAACCUGAACGCGAUGGCAUGUGGCAUCCCGGGCAAGUAUCUCGUCGAGACCUGGCCGUGGCUUCUCAAGCUUCCUAGGUCGCUCCAGUGGUUCCGGCGUGAACCCGAAGCGCAACGCCAGCGGGACAUUGCCCUCCUGACGCAUUUGCUGAACGACGUCAAGAAGCGAAUGAGCGAAGGCACGAUCCCGGACUGCCUCACAUCUCAAACGGUGGCAAAUCAAGAGAAGAACGGGCUGACGGACGUCGAGAUCGCAUACACCGUGGCUUCCCCGUUCGGCGCCGGAAUCGAGACGACUUCUGGGACGCUGUGCAUCUUCUUCCUGGCGAUGCUGCACUACCCCGAGGCCAUGCGCAAAGCUCAAGCAGAGCUCGACAGCGUCGUCGGCCGCGACCGCCUGCCCACCUUCGACGACCGCGAAAAGCUCCCGUACGUGAACGCGCUCAUUAGCGAGACCCUGCGCUGGCGGCCGAUCGCCGUGCUCGGGGGCUCGCCCCACGCCGUGACCACAGACGACGAGUACCACGGGAUGCACAUCCCCAAAGGCGCCACCGUCUUCGCGAACCUCGCCGGCAUCAUGCGCGACCCCGCGCUGUUCCCCGCCCCGGACGCCUUCCGACCCGAACGCUUCCUCGAGUCCAGCGCGGACCCGCGCCUGCGCGAGUUCGACCUCCCGUUCGGCUUCGGCCGCCGCGUCUGCGUGGGCGUGCACCUCGCGCGCGCGUCGCUCUUCGUCGCGGUGUCGCGGGUGCUGUGGGCGUUCGACGUCGUGCCCGCGCCCGGCGCGCGGGGGCUGCCGGACCCAUGGGCGUUCACGGACGGGUUCAACUCGAGGCCAGUGAGCUUCCCGUGCGGGGUCGUGCGGAGGAGCGCGCGGGCGGCGGAGGUCGUGGAGGCGGAGUGGGAGGGGGCGAGGGAGAGGCUGGCGCGGUGGUAG